Prunus armeniaca (apricot) is the source of this 264-nucleotide messenger RNA. Lineage: Eukaryota; Viridiplantae; Streptophyta; Magnoliopsida; Rosales; Rosaceae. The record is from the annotation of a GenBank genome assembly.
AUGAAAUCCUGCUACAAAUCAUUGCUUAAAAUUACUGUUGCUAUAUUAUUGAUGCAUUUAGUUUCCAAUAAUAGAGCCUUAGCCAGAGUUCACCCACCAUCUUCUUUGUCUUCAGCUACUUCUUCAUCCUCUCAAACUCUCCUACAUAGACACUCAGACAAGGAAAAGCCAGUCACCACCGAGCCAGUAUUCGACAGCCUUCGAAGAAUACCUCCUAGCAUUCCGAAUCCUACUCAGAACAAGUUGAAGCCAAGGAAGGGCUGA